Silurus meridionalis is the source of this 2181-nucleotide messenger RNA. RefSeq names its product membrane frizzled-related protein. The record is from RefSeq and is a predicted model, not a curated record. Lineage: Eukaryota; Metazoa; Chordata; Actinopteri; Siluriformes; Siluridae. The coding region runs from base 212 to 2023 and encodes 603 amino acids. Gene Ontology annotation, molecular function: protein binding. The transcript is spliced from 15 exons.
CUGCCUUCAUUUAUAACGUUUGCCACAGAGCAGUUCUUUUGGGGUUCCACGCUUUCACCAUAAUCCGAUUCCUCUAAAAUAAGCCACCAUUACAUUCCUCUCAGCUGACUUGGCUUUGUAAAAAAUUCAAGGAGGAUGCUGGGUUCUCACCCGUACUAGAAAAGGAGCAACUUUAGAAUGCACUAAGAAAAAGUUUUGUUGGAAUGGAAAAAUGGCAGACCCAUUCACAAAUGAACCUUCCAUCCAUGACCCAGAUUUGGAUAAGAAUGUAUUUUGCAAUCCAGCAUUUGAGCCUGAUAAUGAGCAUGAUGAAGUCAAAGAAGUAUUUAAGGUUGCCAUAUCUUCAGAACCCAUAAACAGUCCUAUAACUCGGGGUGGCAGUGUGUUUGGUCUGUGUGCGGUGUGUGUGAAGAGACAGAGGUGUAGCUGGGGGGCACUGGUGUUAUCAGCAGCUGUUUUUUUAUUGUUGGCUGUCCUGGGGCUCACACUAGCACUUGUUUUUCUACAUUUGAAUGGAGACACUGCUGAGAGCAGAGUACUGUCUUUAAACUCUUGGAAUGGAGACAGGGUUCAACAAAGUCUUAUCCCAAAUCCCACUAUUUCUCUUCCUGAAAACAGUUCAGACAUGCAACACCCUGAGCACAAGCCCAUCACAUCUACAAAAUGUGGAGGGAUCCUGACUGAAUCAGAAGGAACUAUUUUCUCUCCCAACUAUCCAGGCCCAUAUCCUCCUGACUCCCUGUGUGUGUGGGUGAUCAGGGUGUCGUCCCCAUUUCUGGUCCAGCUCUACAUCUCCUCCUUGGCCAUUGAGGGGCCACAGCCAUGCCUCUUUGAUUGGCUGGAGCUUAGAGAAGAGGGAGAGCAUAACAUUAAAUUUACCAGGUUCUGUGGUAAUGUGGCUCCACCCACUGUAAACACUAACAGCAGCACUGUAUGGAUUUCCUUUCGAUCCGAUACCAGCAUUGGAGGCAAUGGUUUCAUUGCACACUAUCAGGCUAUCCUUUCAUGGCAAAAAAGCUGCUCUAAGGAGGAGUUUAUGUGCGAUAGAGGCCGUUGUCUGUUGCCUGUGUCUGUGUGUGACAGCCAGCUGAACUGUCAGGACCAGACAGAUGAGGCAAACUGUAGCCACAAAUACAAGGACUGUGGAGGUGAAAAGACGGGUCCAAGUGGCUCACUGAUCAGUCCAAAUCAUCCAAAGGCUUAUCCUCAUCAGCAGCAGUGUACAUGGCAUAUAUCCACAAAGAAAGGCAACGUUAUCCAACUGAGGUUCCACAACUUCAGCCUGGAGACUGGAGAUGUCUGUGAGUUUGACUACAUUGAGGUUUAUGAUAGUGGCAACACUAGAGACAGCAAAAUCCUAGGCAGAUACUGUGGCUCAGAUCUCCCUCCUGACCUUACCUCCACUGGGCCGGUGAUGACUGUGGUGUUUGUGGCUGAUAAAGGUGUGGCUGACAGUGGCUUUUAUGCCUCCUAUCAGGUCAUCUCUCUCUCAGAAAGAAGCUGCAGUCCAGAGCAGUUUGCCUGCAGCACAGGAGAAUGCCUGCACCAUGACUGGCUCUGUGAUGGCUGGACUGACUGCACAGAUGGUUCAGAUGAGCAAGACUGCAUCAACUCCACCUAUUCCUCUUUCAGUUCAUCAUGUGAGCCCAUUCAGGUGGAGAUGUGCCAAGGUCUGAACUACAAUCUCACAUCCUUCCCCAACAUAUGGCUUUCCAUUUCUGAUCAGACAGAGGCUGCUUUUGUUCUUCGUCAGUACAAUGUGCUGACAGAGUUAGACUGUUUCAAGCCCCUGCAGCAGCUCGUGUGUGCUCUGUUUGUGCCACAGUGCAAUGUGCAUGGUGGUGUGCUGCAGCCAUGCAGCUCUGUGUGUUCUGCAGCAGAGCAGCAGUGUGCUCAUGAGCUAGAGCUCUUCAGCCUCAGCUGGCCCUUUAACUGUCACCUGCUGCCUGACUCGCACGACCUCACGCAGUGCUCUGUGCCAGAGGAUACCACACCGCUUACACGGACACAUCUCAAAACAUGACUAGGCAUUAGUGAAAGUGUUUUUGUAAAAGUCUUUAUUGGGAUAAUUCAAGUUUACUUUUGUGAAGGUACUCUAAAAUAUACUUUAUACCAUUUCAUAUUUUGUUACACCAAUGACCUUGUAUCUGUUCAGUGCAUAAACUAAAAAGAUUUACAUGA